GUCUCUACCGCUAAAAAAGUAAUAACAAAUUUUCCAUAAAAUAAGAAAGCACAACACGGUAUCAUGAAUGCAUUAGAUCUUAAACAGCACUACCAAAUUUACUUUGUCUUCUCCAGAGACAAUAGGUUCAUGGAGUUUCAUCCUUACAUUUACAUUCUCUGCAUAAUUCUGUUCUUACAGAUGUUUCCUGAAUCUGCUAACUCUCAGCAAGCAUACCUCAACAGCACUGUCUAUGACUGCUCUGAGAACCCUUCUGCACCAAAAGGAUACCUCUGCAAUGGCCUUCAAAAGUCAUGCACUUCCUUCUUAGUUUUCAGGUCCAAAUCUCCCUAUGACAACCCUGUAAGCAUUGCCUACCUUUUUGGCUCUGAAGCAUCUACCAUAGCCUCAAUAAACAACAUCUCAAAAGAUGAUAAGAUUCCUUCCAAUAAGUCAAUCAUUGUUCCUGUAUUCUGUUCAUGUUCUGGAAAUAUCUACCAGCAUAUCACACCUUACACUGCCACCAAGAAUGACACCUACUUCAAGUUGGUUACAGAAAUUUACCAAGGCCUCACCACCUGCCAGGCCCUGAUGGGUCAGAAUUACUAUGCCUCUGAUGGCAUUACAGUUGGUGCUGAGCUCACAGUUCCAGUAGUAUGUGCUUGUCCCACUGAAAAUCAGACAGCAAGAGGGGUCACUUCCUUGCUGGUUUACUCAGUGAAAAAUGGUGAUACUGUUAAGUCCAUUGGAGAGGCUUAUGGUGUUGACGAACAAAGUAUGCUAGAGGCCAACGGGUUGUCAGUGCCGUCAACUGCAGACAACAUCAUAAUCAUCUAUGCCACAACUCCUAUCUUGGUUCCUCUCAGAGGGAAGAGUUGCAAAGAGGACCCUGACAGUUUCUAUUGUACUUGCUCCCAGGGAACGGUUGCGAAUGGAACCUUCAUGGGGUUCCAAUGUAAUGAAUCUGAUGCUGAAAGUUUUCCUACCAAAUUGGUUGCUUCCUUAGGUGUUGGACUUGGUGUAGGCUUUCUGUGUUUGUUUCUUCUGGGAUACAAAUCAUAUCAGUAUAUACAGAAGAAGAGAGAAAGUAUCCGAAAGGAAAACCUUUUCAGGAAAAAUGGUGGCUACUUGUUACAAGAGAAGCUCUCUUAUUAUGGGAAAGGAGAAAUGGCAAAGCUGUUUAGAGCCGAGGAGCUACAGAAAGCAACAGAUAACUAUAACAGAAGUAGAUUUCUUGGUCAGGGUGGCUUUGGCACUGUGUAUAAAGGAAUGCUACCAGAUGGAACCAUUGUUGCUGUUAAAAAGUCAAAAGAGAUUGAAAGGAACCAGAUAGAGACUUUUGUGAAUGAAGUGGUGAUUCUAUCACAGAUCAACCACAGGAACAUUGUCAAACUCUUUGGCUGUUGUCUUGAGACAGAAACUCCUUUACUAGUCUAUGAAUUCAUUCCCAAUAGAACACUCUCUCACCAUAUCCACAGGAGAGACAAUGAGCCCUCCCUUUCAUGGGAGAGUCGCCUUAGAAUUGCAUGUGAGGUUGCUGGAGCAGUGGCAUAUAUGCAUUUUGCAGCUUCUGUUCCCAUUUUCCAUAGAGACAUCAAACCUACCAACAUACUUUUAGACAGCAACUUCAGUGCCAAAGUGUCUGAUUUUGGAACAUCAAGAUCAGUGCCACAAGAUAAGACUCACUUGACCACAGCUGUAGGAGGAACUUUUGGGUACAUAGACCCUGAAUAUUUUCAGUCUAGUCAGUUUUCAGAUAAAAGUGAUGUGUACAGUUUUGGGGUAGUGCUGGUAGAACUUAUAAGUGGGAGAAAGCCAAUUUCCUUCUUAGAGGAAGAUGAGGGUCAGAAUCUGAUUGCAGAGUUUCUUUCUGUGAUGAAGGAGAACAAAGUUUAUGAGAUUUUAGAUGGCAGGGUUGUUAAGGAAGCAAGGAAAGAUGAGAUUCUUGCAAUUGCAAACCUUGCAAUGAGAUGCUUGAGACUUAAUGGGAAGAAAAGACCAACAAUGAAAGAGGUUUCAUUGGAAUUAGAAGCAUUGAGAAAGCUGCAAAGUUCCUUAGAGAUCAACCAUGAUCAGGAGUAUACAACUAGCGAGACAGUUCAAGAAAUCACAGAUGAAAGCAUGCCACUGUUCUCAGAACUGGACUCCACAUCCUUUUAGAAGUCAGAAAUUUUGUUUUGUAUUCUUUGUUAACUAUGCUUCAGUAUUUCAUUUUCACCUUUCAGUA
This is a messenger RNA of Vigna angularis (adzuki bean), 2206 nucleotides long. Its product is annotated as wall-associated receptor kinase-like 2. The record is from RefSeq and is a predicted model, not a curated record. Gene Ontology annotation, cellular component: plasma membrane. The coding region runs from base 64 to 2139 and encodes 691 amino acids. Gene Ontology annotation, biological process: protein phosphorylation; cell surface receptor signaling pathway. Gene Ontology annotation, molecular function: ATP binding; protein serine/threonine kinase activity. The transcript is spliced from 2 exons. NCBI's taxonomy places the organism in Eukaryota, Viridiplantae, Streptophyta, Magnoliopsida, Fabales, Fabaceae.